CAUAGUGAUACUAGGAGUGUAAGAAUUUAAUAACAGAAAUUGUAUAAUUAUAUCAUUAGAGUUUCUAGUCAUUUUUUGUAUUAUCGUCAUUGUGGUAAGGAGAUGAAGGCGUGGGCGGUGUUGCUUCUCUCUGUGAUAGUAUACGCUAAGCAUGACCAGUACGAGGGGUGGAAAUCGUAUUACUUAGGACCAAAAUCCCAAGAGCAAUUGCAAUCUAUUGGUCCCUUAGUCCAGCAAUUUGAGUUAGACGUUUUCAGCUACGUAAACUUGGAACGAGAGGGUGUGGUCCUCGUGAAGCCAGAACACCAAGAUGGAUUCACCAGGGCAUUGGAAGAGAAGGGCAUUGCUUACAGGAUCCAUUCUGCUGAUGUGAAGACAGCUCUUGAAUAUGACGACAUAGCUGUUGAGAUAAAAAGGCGUGAAAAUCUUGCACGAAAAGGCAAAGAGUUGCCUUACGACAAUUACCAAGAAAUAGAAGAGAUUGCGGCUUACCUCACUGAUAUUGCUGAACGAUAUCCAGACAGAACUACUUUAGUCUCUGGUGCCGAUUCCUUCGAAGGUCGACCGGUUUAUUAUCUAAAAAUCUCUACUACUAACUUCGAAGAUACCAGAAAGCCGGUGAUCUUUAUUGAUGGUGGCAUUCACGCAAGAGAAUGGAUUUCUCCGCCUACAGUCACUUGGGCCAUACACAAGCUUCUAGAAAAUGUGACGGAACCCGACCUUCUGGAACGUUUCGACUGGAUCCUGUUACCUGUAGUUAAUCCAGAUGGAUAUAAAUACACUUUUACAAAUGAGCGCAUGUGGCGCAAAACACGUUCCACUGACCAAACCAAUACAAGCAUAACAUGCCCAGGAGUCGACGGCAACCGCAAUUAUGAUUUCUUCUGGAAUACAGUUGGAACUAGCAGUAAUCCGUGUUCUAUCACUUACGCGGGCAGCAGACCUUUCUCUGAAGUUGAGACGAGGGUAGUUCGUAGUAUUCUUCACGAGCAUCUUGACAGAAUAGCGUUAUACCUAACCAUGCAUAGUUUUGGAAGCCUAAUUCUCUACCCUUGGGGCAAUGAUGGCAGUCUAUCUCACAAUGCCUUGAACCUCCAUCUGGUAGGUGUUGCUAUAGCUGAUGAGAUUUUGGCUCAUACGUUACCUAUCUUCCCUAGAUAUGUGGUAGGUAAUGCUGCAUUAGCUAUUGGGUAUGCAGCAUCUGGAGCAGCUGAAGAUUAUGCUCAUUCUAUUGGCGUUCCUCUAUCGUAUACCAUUGAGCUACCGAGUCUUGGUCAGGGGUUCAUUCUAGAUCCAAGAUACAUUGAGCAGGUUUGCCGUGAGACUUGGCAAGGGAUUGUCGUGGGUGCAAGGAUGGCUGGAGAUUUAUUUGUCUUAUAAUUACAAGGGUAUUUUUUGCAUUAUUAUAAUUUGUAAAAA
Galleria mellonella (greater wax moth) is the source of this 1419-nucleotide messenger RNA. RefSeq names its product carboxypeptidase B-like. Lineage: Eukaryota; Metazoa; Arthropoda; Insecta; Lepidoptera; Pyralidae. The record is from RefSeq and is a predicted model, not a curated record. Gene Ontology annotation, biological process: proteolysis. The transcript has 5 exons. Bases 103 to 1380 code for a protein of 425 amino acids. Gene Ontology annotation, molecular function: zinc ion binding; metallocarboxypeptidase activity.